Heterotrigona itama is the source of this 1733-nucleotide messenger RNA. Lineage: Eukaryota; Metazoa; Arthropoda; Insecta; Hymenoptera; Apidae. The record is from the annotation of a GenBank genome assembly.
AUGUCCGUCAUGGGAAAGGUAAGCAAAUUAACAUUCUAAUGCGUUCGAUCCGACAUUGUAACACGGAGUCUCUUGCUUUUAUUAUCAACUCUUUAUUUGCGUUUGAGUUGCGACCUCGUCUUCAACGACCGUGCGAAUAUUCGUGCGAAAUACGCGUCCCUCCAACAUGUUUUGCACCGAUCAUUCGAAUCGUCCAUUCUGCAGCUCUGUUUGCACCGCGAGAAGGAAAUAUUCUUGGUCUCUACGUUUGCAUUACCGGCCUCGAGUAUACCGAUACAUGUAUACCCUCCGUCAACGUGUCGUUCGAAGCCAGUAAACACCGCAAUAUGCAUUGUCAGUAUUCAUCUCGAUUCCUUCUUUCAUUUUUUUUAGCCGGUACUCUACUCCUAUUGGCGGAGUUCCUGCUCGUGGAGAGUGCGAAUCGGCGCAUGUGUAUCUUUUUGACAGCACUGAAUUUAAAGGAAAUCCCGUACGACAUAAAACCGGUUAGCUUGAUAAAAAGCGGUGGAGAACAGCACUCUAAUGAAUUCCGCGAAAUUAAUCCAAUGGAACAGGUGCCAGCACUUCAUAUUGACAAUCACACGUUAAUAGAAUCUUUAAAUAUCUUGCAAUACUUAGAAGAAACCAGACCACAUCGGCCUUUAAUGCCUGCAGAUCCAGUGAAACGAGCAAGAGUCAGGGAAAUUUGUGAGGUUAUCGCCAGCGGUAUUCAACCGUUGCAAAAUUUAGUUGUACUGAUCUAUGUUGGAGAAGAACGUAAGAAGGAAUGGGCACAACAUUGGAUUACUAGAGGUUUAACAGCCGUAGAAAAAUUAUUGUCAUCCAGUGCGGGAAAGUACUGUGUAGGUGAUGAAAUCACAUUAGCAGACUGUUGUUUAAUACCACAGAUAUUUAAUGCAAGAAGGUUUCUUGUUGAUCUACGACCUUUCCCAACAAUUUUGAGGGUAGAUCGUCACUUAGAGAAUCAUCCAGCAUUCACUGCUGCUCAUCCAAACAAUCAGCCUGAUUGCCCUCCAGAGGCAACCAAGUAGCAAGCAAGGCAGACCACCCUCUUCCUCUUCUAAUUCAUUAGAAAUAGGAAGGGAGGUGGUCAAAUACAUUGUAGUUUUGUAGUGGCAAAAGGUGAAUGCAAUUUCAUUCGACAAAAAAGUUUAUUAGUUGGAUAUAAUUAUGUUGAAAUGAUAAUAAUAUACGCUCAAAUAUUUUAAAAUUUAAAUAUGAUUAGUUCUUCAUAAUUAUGGAUGAUGCAUUAGCGAAUUAAAAUUUAGAGAUGCAGCUAUUUUUUAAUCGCUUUUUUGUUUUUUUUUCUUUUUUUUUUAGUAGAAGUAUACACCUUUUGUCACUUAUGAACUACGUUUAGGUACUGAAAUGGUAAACAGUGUAAAGUAGAGUAUCGAAUUAAAUGAUAAUUUUUAAUUGAUUGCAAAAGUGAUUUUUCCGUGAUACGGUAUCUGUUUCGGAUGAAGGAACACACUGUGCCAUUUCUGUACUUAUUCAGAGGAUAAGAAUGUUGGCCUAUUUUUAAUUUUGUUAUAUUUUUUCAUUGGUUUUUAUAUAUAUAUCUAUACAGAAUCAAAAUUAACUAAAUUCGUCUUCGUGUAAUACUUACAAUAUUACUUUGUAAAACGUACUGACCUAUUAUAAAUAGGUUCUGUUGUCUGAAAUCAAAAGUUUACUUUUUAUACACUUACAAUAAUAUAAUUUUUCAGUUACUUUUAGCUUACUUAGGCUAA